Messenger RNA from Alexandromys fortis (reed vole), 3035 nucleotides. RefSeq names its product nectin cell adhesion molecule 3 (gene Nectin3). Gene Ontology annotation, cellular component: apical junction complex; adherens junction. The record is from RefSeq and is a predicted model, not a curated record. Gene Ontology annotation, biological process: heterophilic cell-cell adhesion; symbiont entry into host cell; homophilic cell-cell adhesion. NCBI's taxonomy places the organism in Eukaryota, Metazoa, Chordata, Mammalia, Rodentia, Cricetidae. The transcript is spliced from 6 exons. The coding region runs from base 142 to 1797 and encodes 551 amino acids.
GCGGCGGGCGGCGACGGCGCAGGAGCCGGGGGUUGAGGACACGCGCGCUGGCCCUUCCACGCCGCGGCCGCCGCCGCCGCCGCCACCCAGAGCCAGAGGCGCCGGGGCGCGGGCGAGCGGGUGGGCCGGGGCAGGGCGGGCAUGGCGCGGACCCCGGGCCCGGCCCCGUUGUGUCCUGGAGGCGGCAAAACACAACUUUCCUCGGCUUCUCCUCCCGCGGCCGGGCUGCUGCUGCUGCUGCCGGCCCCGACGCCGCCGCCGCUGCUCCUGCUGCUCAUCCCCCUGCUGCUCUUCUCCCGGCUCUGUGGUGCCUUAGCUGGAUCAAUUAUUGUGGAGCCACAUGUCACGGCAGUGUGGGGAAAGAAUGUUUCGUUGAAAUGUUUAAUUGAAGUGAAUGAAACUAUAACACAGAUUUCAUGGGAGAAGAUACAUGGCAAAAGUACACAGACUGUUGCAGUUCAUCAUCCUCAAUAUGGAUUCUCUGUUCAAGGAGAUUAUCAGGGAAGAGUCUUGUUUAAAAACUACUCACUUAAUGAUGCAACAAUUACUCUGCAUAACAUAGGCUUCUCAGACUCUGGAAAAUACAUAUGCAAAGCUGUUACGUUCCCACUUGGAAAUGCCCAGUCCUCUACAACUGUGACUGUGUUAGUUGAACCUACGGUGAGCCUGAUAAAAGGGCCAGACUCUUUAAUUGAUGGAGGAAAUGAAACAGUAGCAGCCAUUUGUAUAGCAGCCACUGGAAAACCAGUUGCACGUAUUGACUGGGAAGGUGAUCUUGGUGAAAUGGAAUCUACUACAACUUCCUUUCCCAAUGAAACAGCCACGAUUGUCAGCCAGUACAAGCUCUUUCCCACGAGAUUUGCUAGAGGAAGGCGAAUUACUUGUGUUGUCAAACAUCCAGCCUUAGAAAAGGAUGUCCGAUACUCUUUCAUUCUAGACAUCCAAUAUGCUCCUGAAGUUUCAGUUACAGGAUAUGAUGGAAAUUGGUUUGUGGGAAGAAGAGGUGUUAACCUCAAAUGUAAUGCUGAUGCAAAUCCUCCACCCUUCAAGUCCGUAUGGAGCAGGUUGGAUGGACAAUGGCCUGAUGGUUUAUUGGCUUCUGACAAUACUCUUCAUUUUGUCCAUCCACUGAAUUUCAAUUAUUCUGGUGUUUAUGUCUGUAAAGUGACAAAUUCCCUUGGUCAAAGAAGUGAUCAAAAGAUCAUCUACAUUUCAGAUCCUCCUACUACCACCACCCUUCAGCCUACAGUUCAGUGGCAUCCCUCAACUGCUGACAUCGAGGAUCUAGCAACAGAACCUAAAAAAUUACCCUUUCCAUUGUCAACUUUGGCAACAAUUAAGGAUGACACAAUUGGCACCAUCAUUGCUAGUGUAGUGGGUGGGGCUCUCUUCAUAGUGCUUGUGUGUGUUUUGGCUGGAAUAUUCUGCUAUAGGAGACGACGGACGUUUCGUGGAGACUACUUUGCCAAAAACUACAUUCCACCAUCAGACAUGCAAAAAGAAUCGCAAAUCGAUGUUCUUCAACAAGAUGAGCUUGAUUCUUACCCAGACAGUGUAAAAAAAGAGAACAAGAAUCCAGUGAACAAUCUAAUACGUAAAGACUACUUAGAGGAGCCUGAGAAAACACAGUGGAAUAAUGUAGACAAUCUCACUAGGUUUGAAAGACCGAUGGAUUAUUACGAAGAUCUCAAAUUGGGAAUGAAGUUCGUCAGUGAUGAACGCUACGAUGAAAAUGAAGAUGAUUUAGUUUCCCAUGUAGAUGGUUCCGUAAUUUCCAGGAGGGAGUGGUAUGUUUAACAACCACUAAUGUGACUUCACUAUGUACAAUGUUUCAUUCAUACUAGUUGAUCAUUUUCAGAUUGUUCAUACUUUUUCUUGAGGAAGAAUAAGCUUUUCCAAGUUGAUUUCAAGCUUACUUUUUAUAUUCUGAUCUGACAAAUGAAAAUGUAAAAUCUGGGUUCAAUGUAUCUGAGCUGCUUUACAAUUUUUUUCACUGCUGUACUACUGUCUCAAGAUUUAAAUUCUAAUGCAGAGUACUUUAUUGGUCUGAGGCACACAGGUAAGAAGAAAUGUCAACGUUAAAUGUAUGCCGUUUUUGGUACAAAAAUUAAAAACAGAAAAAAAAUGAAACUACCUUGGCAUUGUGUAUUAAAUGUUUACCUAAGACUAUAAUCUCAAGUAUAAUGUCAUGUAACAUGGUACCUCUCAGAGCGUAUCACCACUAGGUGUGCUCCAUCAAAAUUGACAGUAAAUCUAAUUCAGAAAUGCUUAUAUAUUUUUAGUAUACUAAAAUUAUUCAUUCUGAUGGAGUAUCUUUCAUUUUCAAACAUUGUUUUCUAAGUUUCUAUAUUAAUAGAAUCUUUACCUCUGAAUUUUAAUGAGCCUUGCCAUAACUUCUGUAGAGUGGCUUUUCAAAGAUAUUUUUGUUGCACUAAAACCAUGGCCAUAAACUCAGUGAAUAUGAUGUUUGGAAGAGCAUAAUUAGCUGGUCAAUAUUUUUGUCCACAAUACAUGCAAGAGUAAUAAAAUAUAUGCCUCCUAACACAAUAAUUAUUAUUUUUUUUUCAUCUCUGGAAGAAAGUUCUUAAGUUGUUUUGUGAACAUGGUUUUGGUAUAUGAAGCAUUGGCCUUAUUUUAAUGCUUUAUUUGCUAAGUAUAUGAAUAGUGAUGAAAGUAUGGUACACAGAUAAGUACAGAGAGAGUAUUGGAGUAUAUUUGUGUGCCAGAUUUAGACAGGAGCUACUUCAGCUAGGAAUCUACACAAGGAAUUUUCUAGAUAAUCUUGAUUUAGUAUUUAAUGUUGGUGUUGUUCAAACGGGUAACUGUAAAAAACAAUUAAAAUAAACUUUGAAGCUUGAGGUUUAAUUAGAGAAAUUGAAUUAUAGAACCAGUUGUUGAUAACACUUGCCGAUGACUAUUGGUAAUUCAUCCCUUUUCUCUCCAUGUCCUCCUAAAUGUAUGUAUAUGUUUCAAAUUUUUUUGUUUUCAUUUUUGUUUUUUUUUUUCAAAUUAAAACUGGAAACAUAUCAUGAGAA